Coffea eugenioides is the source of this 815-nucleotide messenger RNA. Its product is annotated as nuclear transport factor 2B-like. The record is from RefSeq and is a predicted model, not a curated record. Gene Ontology annotation, cellular component: nuclear pore central transport channel. The transcript has 2 exons. Bases 194 to 568 code for a protein of 124 amino acids. NCBI's taxonomy places the organism in Eukaryota, Viridiplantae, Streptophyta, Magnoliopsida, Gentianales, Rubiaceae. Gene Ontology annotation, biological process: nucleocytoplasmic transport.
AAAGCAAUGCCCCCGCUGGCUAGUUAGUUUUCUCUUCUUCCCUCCGCUGCCUCCGCCGACUGGACCCAUCCCAACAGCCCAAGCGGAGAGAGAAGAAAAAAGAAACUCUCCAGUCCUGUCCUGAGUGCGGAAAAUUAAAAAGAAGAAAUACUAGUAGCCAGUAGCCGUAGCCGCAGUAGUUAGGUGUAGCAAAAUGGAUCAGGCGGAUCAGGUGGCGAAGGCAUUCGUGGACCACUACUAUUCAACCUUCGACACCAAUCGGAGCGGGUUGGGUAACCUGUAUCAAGACCAGUCCAUGUUGACAUUCGAAGGCGAGAAGUUUCAGGGCUCCUCCAACAUCCUUGCCAAAUUGACUGGUUUGCCCUUCCAGCAGUGCCAGCACGGCAUCACCACCGUCGAUUGCCAGCCCUCUGGUCCUGCCGGUGGCAUGCUUGUCUUUGUCUCCGGUCUUCUCGUGGUCGACGGCGGGGAGCACCCCCUCAAGUUCAGCCAGAUGUUCCAUUUGAUGCCCACUCCUCAGGGUAGCUUUUAUGUGCUGAAUGACAUUUUCCGGUUGAAUUACGCGUGAUGCGGUACAUGUCCGUUUGUUAAAUCACUGGGGUCGAAUGCUGCCCCAAGUGCCAUAAACCAAAUUAGUUUCAGCUUUGAAUUCUAGCUUUCCAGUGUCCAAACUUGGCAUUUUCGGGAUGUUCAGUAAUUGUUUGUCUUCGUCUAUGGUGACUGGCGGAUGGUUGAGUUGUCAUUAGACCUAUUUUAAUGCUGCGUUAAUUUUGCCAAGAAUUUUCAAAUGAAUUGGAUAGUGAUAUUUGAACUAA